UGCUACGAAAUGGAACGAUACCUGAAGGAUGAGCCAAAACUGCAGACUUACAAAAAGCUACCAGCAGAUUUGGACACACCAUGGGACCUGUUCGCUGCGCCCGGGCCGAUAGCGGGCUGGAAAGUAGAAGUAGAUUCCUACUGUAUAGAAGAGCUAAACCUAAAUGAUAGAAAUUCAGACUCACACUCGAGCUCGUCAUCCUCCUCCUCCUCAUCUUCGUCACCCUGUUCCGGAUCGUGGGACAGCAGCUCAACGCUGAGCUGUGCAGUGGUGGUGAAAAAAGAGCGCCUCGAUCCAGACGACGACGAUGGUAACAAUUCCGACAGUUACGACGAGCAGAGUGAAAAGUUUGGUAAAAUCUCCGUGCACCACCAUCAUCACCACCAUCCACAGAAUGCGAUCGAGCUAAGGCUAGUGGCACGAGCAACGACCUCCGACCUGUUACCAACGUUAACACCUCCCUCCUCACCGGAAUCACAUCUUAGUAUAGGCAGUAAGGGCAGUACCACGUUAGCAGCGACUGUUAAAACCGAACCAGAGAUUGCACUGCUAGAUCAUCAGGGUAUUCUGAGGGUAUCGACAGGAACGCACAUACCACGGAAUGCGAUCGUCCGAUUGACGACGUCCAGUAGUAAAGGUGGUGUUGGGUUAACGCGAGUGAUACAGGUCAGUCCUCAGUUGCAAGCUGCCAUCACUCAGCGGAGUUCGACGUCGUCGUCGAGUGCACCAUUUUCAUCAGUGACCAGCUCGAAACAUCACCAACGGCAACACGAUCACAGUCCGGACUCGAAACGACGGAUACACAAGUGUCAAUUCCUCGGAUGCAAGAAAGUCUACACCAAGAGCUCGCAUCUGAAGGCGCACCAGCGAACGCAUACAGGCGAGAAACCCUACAAAUGCUCCUGGGAAGGAUGCGAAUGGCGAUUUGCCCGCAGCGAUGAACUAACUCGCCACUACCGGAAGCACACCGGGGCGAAACCAUUCAAAUGCCGGCACUGCGAUCGUUGCUUUUCCCGUUCGGACCAUUUGGCGCUGCAUAUGAAACGUCAUGCAUAAACCGAAGGGAACUGGGAUAUGCCAUCGGCGUCUGAUUGAAUGAGCUUGUACCAUCGCGCAAUGUCACACACUCAACGCACAGACACAAACACGCCCAUGGAAACACACACGCGCGCGCAUUGGAAGAAAAAAGCUAUCAUCUCGUUGAGAUGAUUACGAUAGAGAAUGGAUUUUUGCUAAACUAGCAAACAUUUAAAUGCACUACUAAAGAGGUCAGAAUAGACAUCCGCCACCACCACCACCAACAUCAUCAUCAUCAUCAUUAUCAUAAUCAUCAUCGACAACAAUAUCCUCUCCCCCGCAGUCUCGCAAUCGUCCCCGAAUAAACACAUCAUUAUCUAGAAAAGUUUUCUCAUUAGGCUAUUAAAGCUAUGUAUUUUACACCAGGACGUAAGUUGAUAUAGGAAUGCGAGUGAGACCAUGACGGGAGCAGAGUGCAAUCCAGUUUAACAGCAUAAAUUAACGAUUAUAAAGUUGCACAUUUAUGAAUUCCAAACGUUUUCGAACAACCAAAAUUUAAGUAUUUGGCAUUAGUAUCGGUAAGAGAAAAUUGUUAUAUAAGCAGUAAUUUCUCAUUGUAUUUUGCUUAGUUUGUAAGAAUCAUCUCACCUCACCCCCGUGGCUUUAUUACCACACGUUUACCACAUCAGCAUUCAUGGGGAGAGUUCUCCGAUAGAUUUAGGAAUCAUGUUGUUUUAAAUAUUUUAUUUUGUUAAUGUCGGAAAUUAGACUAUUGUCAGGGUAAAAUACACAAAGUUUUACCGAAUGUGGCCAUUUUAGACUGUAGUUCAUUGAUUUGUUUUUGUUCGUUAAGGUAUUUUAAUUGAUAUGUUAUCACGAAAUCGAUUAGUUCUUAUUUUCAGGACAUAAGCAAAGCGAAUGGAAAGCAGAAAAGAUCACACAAAACAAAAGGAAAACCAUCACUGCCAAAACAUAAAUACUAGUGACUAUUUGAUUAGGAUUAAAAGGAAGGUAUUCAGCUUUGCUAUUUCUGCUUUAGAAAUUUCUGUUCUUAACUCCCCAUUAUCUUGUGUUUGUUGUUCAUGUCUAUAUAGAAACACGAAAACAUAUCCUGCCUUUGAAUUGUAUCAUUCUUAAUGUUAUAGUAGAAGAUUGUAUCAUAUAGCACGUAAAGCAGUGUCACUUGGCGGCUCAAAAAUAUUUGUUUCACCUGUUUAAUUGGUGGUGACUUACAUAGGUACGUCAUGCAGUAUUCAGCUUGCUAAUUUAUUAGAGUAGGAGAAAAUAUCCACAAAGAAAAGCAUCUACCCAUGCGUGAUUAUGCGUAACCCAAGCAACAACAUACAAGAACACAUCGACACAGGAGACACUGCGAUUAAUAGGUACUACGAAACAUCCCAAGGAGGAAGGCAAAUAAAACAAAAUGAACACACCCUAUCGUUUGCGUGAUGCAAUUUCUGUGAUCUGCAUUUUUUCGAGCGACCGGUCCGAGGUCAGAUUUAUACUAUAACAAGAAGUCACCCAACGUGGUACCAUAGUAACAAAAUAUAUUAAACAAUGGAAUCACAAUCGAGAGAGUAGCGAUCCACGGAAAUAUCUAACCCCAAAAAACUGUCGCGAACGCUCUUGUGAGUGAGUAAAGCCUAGCUGAGUAUAUUCACCGAUCGAUGCUGUGUAGAGUUGUAGUAGCGGAUAAAACAAUGUUCUUGUGUACGAUACACCGUAAUGUUUUGUAGCAGUAUGUGUAGAAGUGGGAUGAAUACGUGAACGUUAGGAGUCAGGCGAAAUUGUAUGUUAAGAACAAAUUUGUACACUAUUUUAAAAGUUUUUACCAAUGUAACUGAACUCCCAUCAUCAUUCGCUCGAGCGCACACAUUGUCUUUGAUGAUAUUUUUGCGAUUUUUGAGUAUCCGUGAUACGGUAAGUUGCUCUUGAAGUGCCGGUUUGAGGAUUUGACGAUACUCAAGUGCGGGGGAAAAUCGGAUCGAAAGUUUCCAUAUUUGUAGGGUCAUUCUUCAGAAGAUCUUGAGACAAGUGCAAACAAACAUGUUUUAGCAGGAUAUAUACACAAUAUAGGCGUAUUUUGCACAAAACCCGUUUGUUUGUUUGGCAUUCAGAUCAAUUUGGAAAAUUACCCAACAUUUGCCAAAAUAUGCCAAUAACAAAUAUACGUACGUGUUCCAACAGUCACCAAAAAUCAAUUCUGCGUAUAAUAAGUGGCCGCAAAAGGUAUGAUGUGUAUGGGAAUAUAGAACAUAUCCAAAGUCAUAAAUAAUGCUUUUUCCAUCAGUAUAUUAUUUAUGAUUUGCAUAACUUGACCUGAAUAGAACAGAAAAGUGAAUUCAAUGGUCAUAUUCGUUGUAUUUGUUGCACGUAGUACUGACUGGAGCGGUUAUGACGUGUCGUUUGCCUUCAAUUGUAGUAUAACUUCUCGGUAGUAACCGUGAAUAUAGUCUAGUUCCUGAAAUUUCACAACGCUUAUCAAAUACAGAUCGUCCAACGUGCAAUAUGGUUGGAUCAGUUCUGUUCUCCGUCAGUAAAACCAAAUCAAUCGUUGCAUUAAGCAUUUUAUCCUUCUACUCCUUUAAUUGUACCUAUAUGUUCGAGCAUUCUCGGGAUGCAGGGUUGAACGUUGUCUAAUAGCAUUGUUUCGUUUUUUCUGAAUUUCUUCUAAGAUUCAGCGGUAAUUUUGAGAUGCUUUUGUUACUUUUUCAUUUGCAUUAUCCAUCCCAGCAUCUCUGGUAGUUAUUACGGCAACUUUUUGAGCUCGUCUUUUCGAAACUUCUGCAGAAAACCGGUGUCAAAACUGGCGCACUGUGGUGUUUCGUUUAACCAGAGCAUCGUGCUGAAGAAUCGAGGGCUACGACGUCCCGGGACGGAUUGGUCAUAUCGGUCGAUGCUACAGUUUUUAGCUCAAAUUGUUAUCCUUUUUUUGGAAAUCUGGAAAUUUUGUACAGAUAAAAUCUUUAAUGAAACAAAUGCAUGAAAAUCGUACAUUGCUGAAAAAUAAGUUGUAUCUGCUACGCUUCCGAAGUAUUAAGGCUUCACAGUCAUUUAUUUUUCGGGUGAUGAUGAUUUGCAAA
This is a messenger RNA of Topomyia yanbarensis, 4100 nucleotides long. Its product is annotated as Krueppel-like factor luna. Bases 10 to 1056 code for a protein of 348 amino acids. Gene Ontology annotation, biological process: regulation of transcription by RNA polymerase II. Gene Ontology annotation, molecular function: RNA polymerase II cis-regulatory region sequence-specific DNA binding; DNA-binding transcription factor activity, RNA polymerase II-specific. NCBI's taxonomy places the organism in Eukaryota, Metazoa, Arthropoda, Insecta, Diptera, Culicidae. The record is from RefSeq and is a predicted model, not a curated record. The transcript is spliced from 3 exons.